GAAUAAUUAACCAUUAUGUCAUCUUAGAGGGCCUGUAGGGAUACAACCACUACCAAGUUAAAUAAAUGCCUUGUGAAGAACAGCUUUCUUGUUUGCUACUUGAUUUUUACCCCAACUGAUCAAAUGACUAUCCAUGUACUCCAUAUAAUAAUAUACAAAAUGUGUUGUUUGCUUCAUAUCUUAUUCAAGUAGUGCAGUUGGUUUUGGUAACAGAAUCCAUCAUGUAAGAGCUGUUUCAAAUAGUUUAUGGUGUAGUGUAUGUACAGUAUAUGUUCUGAGAAACACUACAGACCCUGAGUAGAACACUGUUGUUUUUUUUCUUUUUCUUUCUUUCUUUUUCCCCCAGAUAAAGUUAUUGCAGUUUCACUGCGUUACAGUUACCCAGUAACAUUAUUUGCAUUUUGGUUUCCAAGCCAACUAAGCCCUCGGGGCAUCUACUUUAUUGUUUGCCCAUGUGACUUGUUUAUUUCCAUGCCAACCUGUACUCUCUAUGGACUUUCAGAGCUUCUUACUCAGAUUACAGUAGGAUCGGACAAGUGAGGUUGCUGCGCACAGUUAAACCACAUAGAAAACCAUUUGAAUCAAAGUGUAGCUUCUCUAAUCUACUGAGGGACACACUCUCUGGCAAGUGUCUAGCUCUUUUGGAUCAUUUGGUACAGGGGUCCAAACAAGGAAGCCUGGAACAGAGAGGAUGGCAGACACACUGGAGGAGUUGAGACAACAGUGUCUGAGUAGAGGAGCAGCUGGGAUUAAAGGCCUGGCAAGAACCUUCCGCAUCAUGGAUGAUGAUGGCAGUAAGUCUCUAAACCUGGAGGAGUUUCAGAAGGGUCUGGAGACCUAUGGUUUGUCUAUUGGAAAGGAAAAGGUCAAGGAGAUCUUCACUUUCGUAGACAAAGAUAGAAGCGGCACCAUUGACUUCGAUGAAUUUCUUGAGAAACUAAGGCCCCCUAUGUCCAGCGCCAGAAAGCAGGUGAUCAAACAGGCUUUCCAGAAGCUGGACCGUACCGGUGAUGGAGUGAUAACUGUGCAAGACUUGGAGGGAGUCUACAACAGCAAACAUCACCCCAAGUACAAGAGCGGCGAGUGGACCGAGGAACAAGUGUUCCGCUCUUUCCUCGACAGCUUCGACUCGCCAUAUGAGAAAGACGGAAAGGUCACUUUGGACGAGUUUGUGAACUACUACAGUGGAGUCAGUGCCUCCAUAGACAACGAUGAUUACUUUGUGACCAUGAUGCAGAACGCUUGGAAGCUGUAAUCACCACGAAUCUCAUCUCUUCAUUGGAAGGCUAGAAAUUUGUAAACUGUUCACUUUGCUUCGACUAGUACUGGAAGCAGUAAAUGAUGUUUUUGGCUAAAAUGUUUCAUUUCCUGGAAUUUGAAUGUGCUUAAAAACUGCAUCUGUGCAGAUGUUUGUAGGGUACACCUAAACAAUAAAUCAUACCUGUAUCUCAAC
Messenger RNA from Ictalurus furcatus (blue catfish), 1453 nucleotides. RefSeq names its product calcyphosine-like a (gene capsla). The transcript is spliced from 4 exons. The record is from RefSeq and is a predicted model, not a curated record. Lineage: Eukaryota; Metazoa; Chordata; Actinopteri; Siluriformes; Ictaluridae. Gene Ontology annotation, molecular function: calcium ion binding. Bases 692 to 1255 code for a protein of 187 amino acids.